Molecule: messenger RNA, 5328 nt
Organism: Schistosoma haematobium
Lineage: Eukaryota; Metazoa; Platyhelminthes; Trematoda; Strigeidida; Schistosomatidae
Product: deoxycytidyl transferase
Exons: 19
Coding region: 376-2691 (771 amino acids)
Biological process (GO): error-free translesion synthesis; error-prone translesion synthesis
Cellular component (GO): nucleus
Molecular function (GO): damaged DNA binding; DNA-directed DNA polymerase activity; deoxycytidyl transferase activity
Source: RefSeq, a predicted model, not a curated record
GUUUAGACUCAGGUGGAGGAGCAUAAGAUCAAUAAUUUGACUACAUAGAAAUGGGCGGAAUAACUUUCAAAUAUCAGGUCCAUUCACAAGGAACAUUGUAGCUGAAUAACUGAACUGACCGCACUUAAGAACAUCAAAGAUCUAGAUCGUUUUCUUACGGCCGAUCGCGGCCCCAAAAACUAAACAACCCAUCCUUGUUCGUCUCAAAGACAUUGGAUAUUAAGCAAACCUUGAGCAAAGUUUCAAGUAGUGAGUUACACAAAAUUGGUUUGUCGUGAUUCUCGCGCUAGUGAUAAGUCGCAUGAUAUUACUCAAGCUGCGUUCACUGGUGUAUGCUCAUAAAAACGGACAGUUGACUAAUACUGGGUAUAAGAAAUGUCGCGUGGUUACCUAGGAAACCACAAAGACGAUGGAUGGUCAGGAUAUGGUGGAUAUAUGCGUGCUAAGAUAUCGAAAUUGGAAAAGCAAUUCAAUGAACAAAGCGAAUCUGGUUUAUCAUUAUUCAGUGGUGUCUCUAUUUAUGUGAACGGUUACACAGACCCACCUGCUUUGGUCUUACGAGAUUUAAUAAUACGCCAUGGAGGUCGUUACCAAGCAUACUACAGUCGAUCAGCAGUUACUCAUGUGAUUGCCAGUCGUUUACCUUAUGGAAAACUAAAUAAACUCUCAGAUGAGAAGUUAGUCACUGCAAAUUGGAUUACUGAAAGUAUUGAAGCUGGUAAACUUUUACCAUGGCAAAGUUACCAGCUGUAUCCAACUCAUCGUUCUGGAACUGGGCAGAAAACUCUGAAGAUUAUACCUGUUAUUCCCGCAGAUGAGACAAAUUCUGACAAAUUAGAAAUAGUUUCACCGCCUACUGUUACAAACACAAAUAAAGAUCCAAAUACAAAUGUAAUUACAGAAAUGUCCUCCUGCAGUACACAUCAAUUGUCAUCUUCAAGCGACAAACAAGCUCGAGUUCAUCAAAUGCGUGUCGAUGAGUGUUUAUCGUUAAAUCAUGUGUUAAAAACAGAUUCUUAUGAUAGUUUAAAUAGAAAUGUCCAAAAGAAUAGUCCUCUAAAACCUGCAAUUACAUUGAAACAACUUCUGAACAGUAAACUUGACGGUGAUACUCUUCAAACAACCAAUCUGAUUAAAGAUGAAGUACCUUCAUCUGUUGCUUCCCAUACAUCGAUACAACAAACCUCAUUGAAAGCAUCGCUAGAUCAAAAAUUAGCUACAUUUUAUUCCCGUUCACGCUUACAUCAUCUUUCUUCUUGGGCUAAAGAUCUACAUAGCUUAGUCGAAGAGAUGCGUAAGAAUCCUGAACAUAACUGUGAUUUAGGCAUGAAAUGGUAUAAUCAAAUUUCAAGCGAUUUAUCUCCAUCCAGAAAUAACAAAAAAACGAUUGAGUUACGUGCACGAUAUGUUCAUUGUAAUCAUUCUAAUUCUUAUCCGCUAUCAAAACCACAAAAGCCUCAAAUUAUAUUUCAUAUUGAUAUGGAUUGUUUCUUUGUAUCUGUCAGUAUUCGAAGUAGACCAAAACUCAAAGACAAGCCAGUUGCUAUUACACAUGCGAAAAGCUCACGUGGUUUAUUUAACGACAUUAGAAGUAGUAAUAAACACACGGAAUCGAUGUCUGAAGUUGCUUCCUGUUCAUAUACUGCUCGUCAGGCUGGAGUGAAAAACGGAAUGCUUCUAGGAAGAGCCAAACAACUAUGCCCAGACUUAAUUGUUUUACCGUAUGAGUUCGAGGCUUACAAAUCAGUAUCAGAGCUGCUAUAUAAUACAAUUUCUCGCUUCACUCGAGACAUCCAAGCGGUAAGCUGCGAUGAACUGUAUGCUGAUUGUACAGAACUACUAACUUAUUCGAAUGAAAACGAGAUCAAACCGAAACUCCAUGAUGGUAAUUGGGAAGUUACCUAUCAAAUCAUUAAUCCGUUAAUUUUGGGUAGUUAUAUACGAGAAUUAGUAAAAGACAUCACUGGUGGAUGCACAGCUUCUAUUGGAUUUGGUACAAGUAAAUUAUUGGCACGUUUAGCCACAAAGAAGGCUAAGCCCAACGGCCAAUAUUGGCUUCUUGGCCGCUCUGGAAGCGCAUGUCCAAAACUUGAUAGGCCAACAAAAAGGGGAAGCUGGAGGUGGUAUUCUUCAGAAGAGAAUGUAGAACAGCUAGAUGUCCACUCGGAAUGUGAAUUAACCGGCGAUGAGUACAAGUGGCUGUGUGACCUACCCCUCACUGAAAUCCCAAGUAUCGGCAGAUCCCUAGCAGGUAAAAUAUUUCAAGCAUUUGAUGCAAAAACGUGCGGCCAACUGAUGUCCGAAGUCUCUCACAAUCAAAUCACAAACUUACUUGGAAAGAAGACUGGUAGUCGUGUUUACAUGGCAUGUCGCGGAAAGGAUUUGGAUAGUUUGCAUUUCGAGAAGGAAUAUAAAUCUAUAUCAGCAUCAAUGAACUACGGAAUUCGAUUAAGCUCACAAUCUGAAUUAGAAGCCUUAGUACAUUCACUAUGUGAAGAAUUGAGCUCUAGAAUGCGAAAUAUUAAAAUGAGUUCAAUGAAUGCCGGCUGUGUAGGAAAAUCGCUAACCGUCAGAUUAUACCUACGACUUCCUAACGCACCCGCACAGACUUCAAAAUAUAUGGGUAAGUGGUAUGGAGUGUAUCUUUAUAAUGCAAUUAGUUUCCUAUGUACUUACACUUUUUCCAAUUAAGCUUACUUAUACACGGACGUUACAUGUCACUAAAUUAUUUGAAAAGAAAAAUACUUCGUUUAUAACUUCGCGGCAUUCCUUAACUCAUCCGUAUUCAUGAUACCGAUUAACUACAGAAAUGCCGACAGUGUAACUUGAACUUUCAAAAGUUGUACGCCCAAAAUAUAUAAACGCUUGGCAACUGAAAAUUGCAUAACCUGAACCAGUACAGAAUAACUAGUUGUAUUUCAGCUUAUUCUUGAUUCCGUUUGUUAAAAUGACAAUAUCACCAAACAUCAAUAAAAACUACCACAAUAAGUAAAAUAUUUACUCAAUUAUUACAAUAUCAUUACAAGACAGUAGUAGGUAUAUAAAAAUUUACUACUAAAUAUCAACUAGUGCACUGGAAUACACUAGGUAUCUAAAAAUCUAUCGGGUAAAAGUUUACUAAUUAAAUCGAUAUAACAUUAACGUCUGCACCUGCUGUCCUGUUCAAAAUCUUUAGCUUGAAAAACAUGGGCAAACGGGUUAUUUAGAUAAAGACAGUACUAUACUCGUUCGUGCAUUCGAUUAAUUAAGCAUCCUUCGCACUAAGCUAGAUAAGCGUUGAAAAGUAUAAGUGCCGAUACUUUUUAAUGGUAUUUAAAGAGAGUUAAUCUCAUGAAGAACGUUGUGCUACUUUUGGAUUUCUCUAAAUAAAAAUUUUCGAAACAUCUAUUACAUGUAGUAAUAUAUGUCAUUUGACUCAGAACUGACAGCAUUUAUAGUAAUAAAUGAACCUCAUGGUAAGUUAGUUGUUUAACAAUGCGAAAGCGGAUUAAGGAUUGUAAACUAUGUAUAUGGGUCAGUUUAGAAGUCCUUACUAUCAGGAUAAACACUUGAACAUAAAAAGGUUCUAUUUUUUAUUAUUUUUCAACGAUACUGGGAAUAAUUCGAUCGGAAAAGACGCGCUGUGAGAUAUGAGUGACAGUUUUUAGCUAAACCGACGUUUUUUUAGUAAAUAAUGUACAGGUAUGUAAACAAAUAUGUCAGCACCGCUGAAAUAAUGUUUGAUGCAUAACGUGUGAAACGCACGGGGAUUCUUAGUAAGUAGCUGGGUUGUUAAUAUGUUACGCGAAAUCAAGCAUCAAUUAAGCAACGACGGAAGACAGGCCUACUCAUUUACAUUAAACUUAAGCGAAUAUCUUAUACGUAAAAUUAAAUCUACUUUUACUGCGCCUGUUGACUGUUUUGUGUUGUAUGUGAAAAAUUCUAGUUUUGGCUUACACCUGUUUCUCGAUCAUUGGUCGGAUGAUCGAAUCAAUUUAAUAACAAAGUUUAGAGUUUUGUCCUACUGAUCUAAUUAUUUAAUUUCUACUGAAGGACCAUAAAUCGCAAAUCUUAUAUCUCCAUAAUAGCAUUUCCAUACACAGGAUGCGCAUUUAUCGAUGCACAUUCACGUAAAAAAUAUAGUAUGAAAAUGUUAUCUACAAAAUACAAACGAAAUAAAACCCCAAAUUUGCGUCUUAUACAUCAUUUAAUUAAUCAGAUAUGUAUUUUCAAUCUCCAGUUAUAUGAUACGCAAACAAAUCGAUCCUUACUUCCUAAUUUAGGUCAUGGUUUAUGUUCAAUAACCAAUCACACUAUACAAAUGACUGAAUAUACAGCAGAACCUACAAUCCUUUAUCGAUAUGCAGUAAAAACAGUUAAUCGAUUAUGUCCUGAACCAAAAGAUUUACGGGGAAUAGGAUUGCAAGUUCAUCAGCUACAGAACGGAGGCUCAAGGGUUAAUUGUAUGAAGAUUAUGAAUCCAUGUAGCAACGAUCAAACCGUUAAGGAAAACGACCAGUCACUUCGUUUGCCAAAAACAAACAACUUGGUGAACUCCCAAUGUCAGCAAAUUAGUGUGACCGACAAUGAAGACCAACGUCGUCAAGAAUUAAACAUCACGGAUGUUGAGAAAGAUAUUCCAAACGAUUGUAACCGAUUGGGACAUUUAGAGGACAGACAUAAUACCAACGGAGUACUCGAAAUACAGAAAAAUGUGACAUCAUGUAGUUCAAACUAUAUGCCCAUCGCAACUCCAGUAAAACAAAGAAACAUAUCAGUGAAUGGCAGAAAGUUGCAGAAAAAGCGCGUAUGUAAGGGAGGAAAAUUAUCAGUAGUCAAGAGUGCACGACUUCAAAAGACGAAUUGUAAAUCCAUUUCAAAACACAUAAGUAUACCUACUCCCAUGAACUCCAUAAAACCUGAGAUACCACAACUCGGUUGCUUAACACAGGCAAUGGAAGACCCGAGUGGCUUGUUCACCAAUAAAACAUUGACAGAACUUCAACAAAUUUUUGGUGAUUGGAUAACUAGUGAAGCAGUGCCCCAAAACGAAGAUAUACAAAUUUUGACCAAUUACCUUUCAUCUCUGGUGAAUACAAAUUUGGAGCGAAUUCGCUCAGUACUUAUACUCCUUGAUAGACUUAUAACAAGACUUGCGCAUCCAUCCGAUGGUAGUUGGACAAAAGCAUAUCAAUCAAUACUUGAUACAUUAUCGGAAUCAAUUAAAGAAAAGUACAGUGGAUUCAAUUUGAAACUUCGACUAGCAGAGUAAGAAAAAUAAGUUUCCAAUGUUAAAACAUUUUAUAAAAUUUUCUUGCCAAAAGUAAUAAAGUUUCUCAAGAAUCCGCU